Molecule: messenger RNA, 312 nt
Organism: Dracunculus medinensis (Guinea worm)
Lineage: Eukaryota; Metazoa; Nematoda; Chromadorea; Rhabditida; Dracunculidae
Source: the annotation of a GenBank genome assembly
AUGGUCGGAGUAGAAACGACCUUGAAGUUAGACGACCUCAGCUGCAAGCCGCAAAUCGAGUUCGAGAACUGUCCUGUUUGCGGCGAUCGUGUUUCUGGCUAUCACUAUGGCCUUCUUACGUGUGAAUCAUGCAAGGGCUUUUUCAAAAGAACAGUUCAAAAUAAAAAGUCAUAUCAGUGUUCAGCUGACCAAAAUUGUGCAGUAGACAAAUCGUGCAGGAAACGCUGCCCGCAUUGCCGAUUUCAAAAAUGCAUACAACGAGGAAUGAAAGUUGAAGGUAAGUAUAUUCUUAUAACAUCCAGUUUAUUUUAA